Molecule: messenger RNA, 4547 nt
Organism: Mercenaria mercenaria
Lineage: Eukaryota; Metazoa; Mollusca; Bivalvia; Venerida; Veneridae
Product: heat shock 70 kDa protein 12A-like
Exons: 7
Coding region: 88-1830 (580 amino acids)
Molecular function (GO): ATP binding; ATP-dependent protein folding chaperone
Source: RefSeq, a predicted model, not a curated record
CAAAUAACACAUGCGCCCUUUGAAUGAUCGCUGUUGGGAUUGUAGCGUUGAGCCGGAGGAAAUUUUGUGAAUAAAGGAAAAAUACGGAUGGAUCCGUUAGUUGUAGUAGCCAUAGAUUUUGGGACAACGUACUCGGGAUGGGCGUUUUCAUUCAGACAUGAAUAUGAGAGGGAUCCUAUUAAAGUGUCUUCAAAUAUCUGGCAAGGUGGAACUUUAGUCUCACAAAAAGGGCCAACCUGUAUUUUGAUUAAAUCAGACGGAAAAACAACCGAAUCCUUUGGCUAUGAUGCAGAAACUAAAUAUGCUGAAAAGGUUGAAGAAAACGAGCAAGAUCAAUGGUUCUUCUUCAAAAGAUUUAAAAUGUUGUUAUUUAAAGACAAGGGCAUGAAAAGAAAUGCUACACUUGAAGACGAAAGUGGCAAAAAGCUUCCAGCAAUGACGGUUUUUGCACUUUCUAUUGAGUAUCUCAAAAAGGAUGUCCUGGAAACUUUGGGCAAGCAAGUUGAUACAGGACUGACAGUGGAUGAUAUACACUGGGUGCUUACUGUCCCUGCAAUAUGGAAUGACGCAGCUAAACAGUUCAUGAGGGAAGCAGCUCAGAAGGUUGGAAUACCAGGGAAGAAACUGAGAAUUUGUCUUGAGCCAGAAGCCGCUUCAAUUUACUGUCGGCAUCUUCCGGUGUCGAAAUCAUCUGCCAAAGGAGAAAAAACAUCCUUUGCUCAAUUUUCAUCUGGGACAAAGUAUCUCGUGCUUGACGCCGGAGGCGGAACUGUUGACAUCACUGUUCAUGAAGUCACUACAAGCGGUGAGUUGAAGGAACUACACAAGGCAAGUGGAGGUGCAUGGGGAGGAACUAAAGUAGAUCACGCUUAUGAGGCGUUUCUCACAAGCUUUGUUGGUUCUGAGGUCAUCAUGAAAUUCAAGAAAAAGCACAUGGAUGACUACAUCGAUGUCUUCCGCGAUUUCGAAAUAAAGAAACGACAAAUUUCUCCGACCAAACAAGAAAAGGUUACGAUCCGUAUGCCUACUAGUCUUUCAACACUAUGCAGUGAAAUGAGAAGCAGUGAUUUGAAAAGCUUAAUCUUACAGUCACGUUUUGGCGGCAAAGUGAAAGUUUUGAGCGAUAAAUUAAGGGUAGAUGCUGAUGUAGUCAGAGAAUUCUUCAGGCCAACUGUCCGAAACAUAAUUGAUCAUGUCGCUACUCUACUGAAGGAGCCUUCAGUCCAUGGUUGUGCAGCUAUUCUAAUGGUCGGUGGAUUCUCUGCAUCGCCAAUGUUACAAGAGAGCGUACAGGCAAAAUUUCCAAAUCUAAGAAUAAUUGUACCUGAUGAAGCCGGCUUAGCAGUUUUGAAAGGAGCUGUCUUCUUUGGUCAUGAACCUACAGCAAUCACCGAAAGGGUCUGCAAGUAUACAUACGGAACAGGUACAACCCAUAAGUACGACGAAACAUGCGAACAUCCUAAAGGAAGAGUCGAAAGGGAUGGAAAUGGAGACCUGCGAUGUUACGAUAUUUUUAGCAUCCAUGCACGUUCUGGCCAGUCUGUCAAACUCAAUGAAGAACAGCCGGAACAGAGUUAUAGUCCCGUAUCUGACGACCAAACAGAGAUUGGUUUCAAGAUAUAUUCAUCAUCUACAGCACAUCCGCAUUUUAUUACCGAAGAAGGAUGCAGCCUUAUUGGAGAGUUGACGAUUCCUAUUUCCGAUACAAGUUUGGGAAAGAAUCAUAAGUUUGGUACGAGUUUUAUAUUUGGCGGGACAGAAAUAGUUGUGAAAGUUGAAGACAAGGCAACAGGCUACGUGACUCAUGAAUCAGUCAAUUUCCUUGGAUGAAAUACAAAGUGACAUUGAAAAUAAAUAUUCGUGAACUCUUUAAAACUAGUAACCGGAGCAAUCGUUUACAAAGAUAAAACAUUAAAAUAGCUAAUAAUAUACCUAUUAUGAAUACUAUUAAGAUGUUGAAUAUAACAUUCUUUAAAACAUCUAAAUUUAAUCAGCAAGUGAAACUUUCAGUUUUGGUAAUUUUGUAACAACCUGUUUUGCAUGAAAUAUGUAUGUAAGUACAAAUUGCAACAAACUUCCGCUGGCUAUUUGCCCGUGCAUUUCCAAAUAAACGUCGAAGUUAUUAGACAUCAUCCUAUUGGAUACAACAUGUACAGUCAUCUUCUAAAGACAAUAUAUUCACAUCAAUAUUAUAUAGAUACUAUUUAGCUCUUUAAUUUUAAUGAAAGACGACGGACCUGUUAAAGAUCCGCCACAAAAGAAAUUAACUACCAUUUUCUUGUAUGAACUUUGCGAAAAUCAUUUUAAUAUUAUAGCUAUAUUACAGCUAUACCACCAAAUGGCAGGUUGACAAUUCGAGGCCCUUCCUGCUUGUAUUCUCACAACUUUACCUGUUUAUGCGUUUAGCUUUAUUUUAUUCAGUGAUUCUUUUUUCAGUAAAUUGCAUAGUUUUUGAAAACCACAGCGUAAAUAUAUCUUAUACAGAAAAAACAAGAUGUGGUUUAAACUGAACUAAAUAUACUAAGUACAGUGAUACGACUGCAAUAAUUUUAAUAAAAUGUUUAUACAGUAAAACCCCGUGUCCUGGUCCUCUAAAUAUCACUGUAAUGUAUAUAUAUAUAUAUAUAUAUAUAUAUAUAUAUACCCUUUAUAUUUCUCAAUGUUUGCAUGUAAAUCAUGUAUGAUUAUACCAUAACUGAAACACAACAUAACAUAAUUCUUCUGUGGUGGCUCUUUAAUCAUGAAAGUGUUAUAAUAGUUCCAAGGUCGGUUCUGAGGCAAUGUUCCCAUAUAUGUAAUGUUAAUACCUUUAAAUCAUUUCAUAGCUAAGGGAGCUAAUUCAUUGCGCCUUUUCUGAAAUAUAAUACUUGAGAAGAACGCUUGAACAAACUUUCUGUUUUAGCAAUGUAAACAGAAAAUACUAUUCUAUUUAUUACUCAUUUGUAUUGUUUUAUUUACGCGUACUACCUCUGUAGAUGCCGUUUGUUGGGGGAGCUCAUUUCAAAGUUCUAUAUCAUCAAAGGGAUAAAACGUCGUUCAUACAUGCAGCAGAGGAGUGUGUAGAUAGAUCCCUUUGAACGGUUUCCUUGCUAUGCGGGAGGUAAAUCGAGUUUAAAAUUUGUCUGUAUCGCAGGGUGCUACUUCCAUUGCCUUAUCAAAUUACCCUUGUUAUCUGGACUCGGAAACGUUUUAUGGCUUCAUUUUUAAUAAUAUAAACAAAUUAAUGUGCGGUAGUUCGAUUUCACUUUCUUUGUACAAAUAAAACACAAAUAUUGUUCUACAACCAUAAUAGGUUUGAGCUCAAUUAAGUGAAAAUGAUAUUUCCGGGUUCUGGGUUAAUCUCAACAUCACCUCCUAAUAUAAGUAUAAAAUCAGUUGCAAAAAAAUGUGGAUAAUACAUCAUAUAUCCAUACACAGUAAACAGAACUAUAAAAUACUCAAAGAAUUUUAUUAUAGAACAAUUGAAUGACAACCUUUGUAUAUGGUAUCCAAAAGUUUGGAAAAUGCAAUUUUAUAAAAACUUAAGCAAUAAAUAUUUUAAAGAGACGUCCAGCUGACGGUCCUUCUUUUCCUUACAUAGGAAAUCAUGUGCACACUAUAGCAACGACUACUGUAGAUAGGGUAAGUUUCGCGUGGCUAGCGAUUUCUGGUUAACAGCCUCAUUGACUGGUCUAUUAUAUCCAAUUUGGACAGAACCAUUUAUUAUUCGAAGGAGUGUUUACUGAAAAUUAACUGACUAAAUAGCGAACAGUGCAGUCUAUUAUCAGCAUGAACGAAUGUGAAGGCUGACCUUUGUCUGCACUGGUCGCAAAGGUAGAAUCAGUUGCCGCCAGCAGGCGGCUAAAAGUCGCAAAGUGUCUUUAAAUUACUAUUGAAUUUUAAAACCAAAUCAGAAUUACAAAAGUAAAAUUUAGCAAAAUAUUUACGCAAUUUGUAAUAACGGUAGCCUUGCUGAAGAAGUUUACUUGUAAUGUAUUGAUUACGAUCAUUUAAAUCCUUGACAUGACUACACGCUCUGGCAAACGGAAUUAAUUGAGAAAUAUAUACCCAAUAAGAUGUAGCCUGAGGUACAUCCCCAUCCAAAAGGGGAAAAUUUACAAUACUAAAAUUAAAAUCAUCCCUCUUGUAAUAAAUUUUGGUAUGUAUAAUAUUGGCAUAAUAGAGAGAUGUACAGUAAAUCUAAAAAAGAAGCAUCAGUAUCCGAAUUGUUAGUUUUAAUUAACUGAAGCUCCCUAGGAUAAAUAGUACCCACCAAAUUACCAAAAAGACUUGUUGAAGAUUAAUAUAAUAGGGUUAUUAUAACAGUAGCUUGAUCUGGGAUGCUGUAUUCGGCUCGAGUGGACUUUUGCCAGAUCGGAUCUCACGAGGCGCGCAAGCGCCGAGUGUAAUCCGACCUUGCAAAAUCACGAGAGCCGAAUACAAAGUCCCAGAUCUAGCUACUGAUAUAAUGACCCUUUUAAUUAUGUACCUCUACCUUUUUGUUUGUUGUUUUGUUAUUGAACGAAAUCUUCAGUGUUUAUCGAUAUUAAAAUGGAACUAUAAGUAAA